This is a messenger RNA of Gossypium raimondii (Peruvian cotton), 1204 nucleotides long. RefSeq names its product zinc finger CCCH domain-containing protein 14. The record is from RefSeq and is a predicted model, not a curated record. Gene Ontology annotation, molecular function: mRNA binding; metal ion binding. The coding region runs from base 122 to 979 and encodes 285 amino acids. Lineage: Eukaryota; Viridiplantae; Streptophyta; Magnoliopsida; Malvales; Malvaceae. The transcript has 2 exons.
AAUCCAUUAUUAUUAUUUGUCACCUCUAACUUCAAGUUCACAAUUCUUUAUAUUUAAACACCAUUAACGGUUUCGUAAGCUUUCUUGUGGGAGGAGACAAAAUUUUCCAAGUGUUUUCAUCAUGGAGAAACCGACAUCUCCAUCUUCUAAUAAACCCACCACCACCACCAUCGCCAACUAUGUAUCACCACCGUUAUCUCCGCCGCUUGAAGAUCUAACGACCGACUUCUCUACAAUGUACGACUUCAUUUUCUCAUCUACUCUCCCUGAAUCACUUUCCAUUACGCCUUCUACUUGUUCCUCCUCCUCCGAUGAUCUGAAACAGAUCGUACCCGGCGAUGUGUCCACCGAGGAUCGGCUCAACCAGGCUCGUCUUAUCCUUGAGUAUCAACAAUUGUGUGAUCACUUCGACCUUUGUGUUUCUCGCUUACAAGCUAUCAAGGGAGAGGUUGAAAAGCUUCGUAGAGAGAACAAUGAUCUUCGGGUAGCUAACAUUGAGUUGAUCAAGCUGUUGAGCCAGUCGUCUCAAGCUGCCAUGAUUAAUAGAAACCUCCAUUGCGAAAAAGUGGCGGAUUUGAACGAGAAAAGAUGGGAGACGGGGCUGAAGAAAUCAUUGCCCAAGAGCCUUUCAUUUAAUUCAUGUAACUAUGUGCAAAGAGUCGUCAAUCCACCACCGCCACGAGUACAUGUAGCACCAGGGACAAGAAGAGAAGAGAAAGGCAUUGAAAUGGAGGUAUACAACCAAGGAAUGGUGAAGACAGAGCUAUGCAACAAAUGGCAACAGACAGGUACCUGUCCCUACGCUGACCAUUGCCAGUUCGCCCAUGGUAUCACUGAGCUACGUCCGGUUACUAGGCAUCCUAGGUAUAAGACCCAGGUUUGUCGCAUGAUCCUUGCCGGCGAAGCCUGUCCGUACGGUCACAGGUGCCACUUCCGUCAUUCUCUUACUGAACAAGAAGAACUAUUAAUUUCGCCUUAAUUUCAGAUUUAUUCAAACUAUAAAAUUAAUGUAAAUAUCUUAUUUCGCAUGCAAACAAAUAACAGUGUCCAAAGUCGUAAUUAUAAGGCAAUAAUAUUUAGAUUACAUGUGUGGAAGGAAACUGUUUUAUUGAUUGUACGUUAUGCAAGAGAAUUGUUUAUAGAGGAAAUAUUUGAUGUUGUAAUACAUGCAAAAAGAAUAAAAAAUUAUAUAUAUAUUUUUGUA